AUGAUACCCAAGGGGAUCUACGACCUCUGUCAGAACCGCGAGUCGAUUACAUCGCAAUUGGCCCAGGAUCCGUCCAUUUCCCCUCAUGCGGCUGCCAAAAAGCUGUUUGGUGUCGAUAUCGACGACGAGGUGGUUACCAGGAAAUUGGACCUGGGAAAGGAAGAACCAAGUGAUCUGGAAGAAGCCCGAAAGUGUGGCCAAUGGGGUACAUCCAAUCCCAGCGAUUUGUUUCUGAGAAUCUAUCAUGAUGUCCUGUGCACACUGGAAAAGAAUCCUUUGGUGGGCGUGUGCUCGCCAUCGCUCCUCGGAAGCAAUGGAGUGUGCCCGCUCACAAUCAUGGCGACGGUUCCCGAUAUCUGCCGACACAUGUCCAACGUGAUCGCGAGGGCAGAACAAGAGGUCUUCCUGGCGACCAACUUUUGGAUGUAUUCAGAACCUACCCGGCUGAUCACCAACGCGCUGAGAGAGCUUUCGAGAAAGGCCGUCCUGACCAACCGCCGGGUCGUCGUCAAGAUCAUCUACGAUCGGGGAAGUGCGAAACAGCUUGUAAAAAACCACCUCAUCGUGCCACCCAGCGAAUUUGCAGAUCCCAAUGGCAAAAUCCGAAUACCCCAUCCUGAUGAGCUGCCAAACAUAGAUAUCGAAGUCAUGAAUUUCCAUCGACCAAUGUUUGGGACAUUUCAUGCCAAAUACAUGGUUGUGGAUCGGCGAAUUGCGAUAUUGCAGAGCAACAACAUCCAAGAUAUCGACAACCUGGAGAUGAUGACGCAAUUUGAAGGACCAAUUGUUGAUUCAUUCUAUGAUGUUGCGCUCAUCUCAUGGCACAAUGCUCUCAAGCCACCGCUACCGCUGUUGAGCCGACCUACUGCGGAUUGUUCGAUUCCCACUUUCACGAGCGACAGUUAUGCGACCAUGUUCGACGAAAGCGGAAAGUUGGUUCCCGUGUAUCAAGCACCCACGCCAAUCCCUGACGGCCACGAGAGCCUUCGAGAGAUUGCCGAGCAUGGAUCGCAGAUGGAUUUGCCCCAGCACACAUCACACGAGCCCCACUACGACCCUGACAUCAAGUCUGAGGUGCUACGCGCUGUAGCAUGUUUGAAUCCACGGGAGGGCGAGACACGGAUAAACGCGAUCACCCGCCUGCUGAACACGACGAUUCAACCUGACACGAAAGGGAGCGCAGCGGAUAUUGAACCAGCUGAUACCAUGACGCCACUCAUUCCGAUUCCACGACAUGAUCCUUUCCCGAUGGCCAUGGUCUGCCGACAGCCAUGGGGAGCGCCCACCAAGCACUGCUUGUACACCCCGCAAAAUGCAGCCUUCAUGUCUGCCCUCCGUCAUGCGGCAAAGUCGGUUUUUAUCCAGACCCCAGACUUGAAUGCCGAAGCCCUCCUACCCGAGAUUGUUGCAGCUUGCCGACGAGGGGUCAAGGUCACCUACUACUAUUGUCUGGGAUACAACGAUGCGGGAGAACUGCUGCCCAUGCAGGGCGGACACAACGAAAUGAUCGCAAACGGACUGUAUCGCGACGUGGGACCCGAAUAUCGCGAUAACCUGGACAUCUACGCCUACGUCGCCAAAGACCAAAUCCAUCCCAUCCACAACAAAUUCAAGCAGCGGUCAUGUCACAUCAAGCUGAUGAUCGUGGACGGCCACAUUGGAAUUCAGGGUAACGGUAACCAGGACACGCAGAGUUGGUAUCACAGCCAGGAAGUCAACAUCAUGAUUGACAGCCCACUGGUCGUGGGCAAGUGGAUGGAAGGAAUCCGACAGAAUCAAAACACGCACCUCUACGGCAAAGUCGAGAACGAAGGACCUGAUGCUGGAUGUUGGAAGGAUCCGAGAACUGGACAGCAGGCCGAGGGUGCCAUUGGUGUCGACCCAGGCAAGUUUGCAUGGGCCAAGGGGGUUGUUGGUGCUGUACAACGGGUACGAGGAAUGGGUGGGUUUUGA
Molecule: messenger RNA, 1953 nt
Organism: Fonsecaea pedrosoi CBS 271.37
Lineage: Eukaryota; Fungi; Ascomycota; Eurotiomycetes; Chaetothyriales; Herpotrichiellaceae
Exons: 4
Coding region: 1-1953 (650 amino acids)
Molecular function (GO): catalytic activity
Source: RefSeq, a predicted model, not a curated record